UUGCUUAUGCUGAAAAUGACGCUGCCUCUCCGCCGUGUAGGAAUGGCAACCACUGGGAACCUUUCUGAAGAGCAGGUGCACUGCUCCAUCUGUCUCGACGUCUUCACCAACCCCGUCUCCAUCCCCUGCGGACACAACUUCUGCCAGGGCUGCAUCCUGGGAUACUGGAAAACCAGCCCUUUGUUCCAGUGUCCUAUGUGUAAGAAGUCCUUCCACAAGAGGCCUGAUAUUAGCGUCAACACUGUGCUGAGGGAGAUCGCAGAGCAGUUCAAGGAGAUCAGGGUUCGAGGUGUGGAAGGGAAGGUGAGCAAAGAGGAGGAAGAGGUGAAAGAAAAGAAGUGGACGAUGGAGAGAAAGAAAAAGGAGGAUGAGGAGAGGCUUUUGGAGAAAGACCAGAAGCAGCAGCUUCUGGAGGAGCUGAAGGAGAAGCAAGCGGAGGAGAGGAGGAAGAAAGAGCAGUCAAAGCAAAAGCCAGAAGAGAAGAAGCCACUACAUGAGGAGUUACCUCCGUUAAUCCCUCCUGUGUUCUUACCCAAAACCUCUCCGCCCUCACCCCAAGCCACCGCUCAGGAUCCACCACCUCCACUGCCCCGGACAUCACCUCCACCCUCACCUCAAAUCCCUGCUUCUCCAGCUCCUCAAACCCUACCUUCCUCCUCACUCUCACAUUCCUCCUGGGAGGAGGAUGUCCUGUGCGAUGUCUGCCUCGGGGAGGGAAGGCCGAAAGCGGUCAAAGCCUGCCUCGUGUGUCUGACUUCCUACUGUGAGGAGCAUCUGAAGUCUCACUCUGCCAGGUUCACCAAGCACAAGCUAAUGGAUCCUGUUGCUAACAUGGAGGACAGGAUGUGUCCAAAGCAUGAGCGGCUCCUGGAGCUGUUCUGUAAGAAGGAUCAGACUUGCGUGUGCGUGCUCUGUACCGAGACGGACCACAGGGCGCACUACACUGUCCCGGUGGAGAGAGAAUGGAUGGAGAAAAAGGCCCAGCUGAAGAGGACAGAAAUAGACGUCCAGCAGAUGAUCCAGGACAGAGUGAAAAAGAUGGAGGACAUCAAACACUCUCUACAGCUCAGCAAAGCCAGUGCUCAGAGAGAGAUCGAGGAAAGCAUGCAGGUCUUCUCAGAGCUGGUGCGCUCCAUCCAGAAGACUCAGGCCGAGCUGGUUUUGGCCAUCGAGGAGAAGCAGAUGCAGACGGAGAGGUGGGCCGGAGGCCUCAUCACUGAACUGGAGCAGGAAAUCUCUGAGCUGAAGAGGAGGAACACAGACCUGGAAAAUGUGGCUCGGACCGACCACAUUAAUUUCUUAAAGAGCUUCCCCGCCCUUAGCACUCCACCAUCUGUUAAAGACUGGUCUGAGACCAGUGUUCCCACUGACAUGUGUGUGGGUAUGAUCAGGAGAUCUGUGGCCAAACUGGAGGCAACAUUGAAUGAAAUGAUCAACAAACUGUCUGAGAGCGAGAUCCAAAGGAUUCAGAAAUAUACAGUGGAUGUCACUCUGGACCCUGACACAGCCAACCCGUGGCUGCAGCUUUCUCAGGACAGACAUCAGGUGAGACACCUGGGAGCGUGGCAGGACCUCCCAGACCACCCUGAGCGCUUUGACACGGUGGUCAUCGUCCUGGGCCGUGACGGUUUCACCUCUGGGAGACAUUACUGGGAAGUCCAGGUGGGAGACAAGGAUGACUGGUAUCUGGGAGUAGCCAGGUCUUCUGUGAACAGAAAGGGCAGGAUCUCUGUGAGCACCACUCAAGGCUACUGGGCUCUGGCCAUGAAGAAAGGCCAGGGGUACCGGGCGUCAACAUCUCCACCGUUACUGCUCCCCCUCGACCCCAAGCCCAAGCGAGUGGGCGUAUAUGUGGACUACGAAGAGGGGCAGGUGUCAUUUUAUGACAUGAGAGCUCGGACUCAUAUUUACACAUUCAAAGAUACGUUCACGGGGAAGAUUCUGCCAUUUUUCUACCUGUACUGCUGCGACAAAGCCUCUGAUACCAUCAUGAUCUGUCCUGUGAAUGAGAAAACCCUGAUCAAGUAAAACCAAGGACAUAUCUGACAGUAAAAACAACACAAAGAAGCUCUUGUGAAA
Messenger RNA from Seriola dumerili (greater amberjack), 2079 nucleotides. Its product is annotated as nuclear factor 7, ovary-like. The record is from RefSeq and is a predicted model, not a curated record. The transcript is spliced from 6 exons. Lineage: Eukaryota; Metazoa; Chordata; Actinopteri; Carangiformes; Carangidae. Gene Ontology annotation, molecular function: protein binding; zinc ion binding. Bases 7 to 2028 code for a protein of 673 amino acids.